Molecule: messenger RNA, 499 nt
Organism: Schistocerca americana (American grasshopper)
Lineage: Eukaryota; Metazoa; Arthropoda; Insecta; Orthoptera; Acrididae
Product: phosphatidylinositol 4-kinase alpha-like
Exons: 3
Coding region: 74-499 (141 amino acids)
Source: RefSeq, a predicted model, not a curated record
AUGUCAGUUUAGGUGUAGAUGUUGGUUGUAAACAAAUUUGCUGCUGCUGGACCGGUAGAAUUAUUUAAACAUAAUGAUUGGCGAGGAAAAACAUGUUUUUAGAAAAACUGUGCAACAUUUGGCGAGGUCCCUUGCCGCCAUCAAAAAUACUCCAUGGGAGAAAGUGAACACACUGUUUGCGUUGUGCCCUCAAGAAAAUGCACAAGGGAUAUUUCGUCUUGAUCAGAGGGGACAAGAUGCGGUCAUUGCUUUGGGUCUUUAUUUUUUGGAAUCAAAUUUCCAGCACAAGGAUAGGAUUCUACCGUAUUUUGUAAGGUUGCUGAAGGGUCUCGCGAAAGCAGUCUGGUUAGAUGAAGUGCGCACUUCAUCUACGGAAAAAGUACCAGUAGCAGAAAGAUUUAGUUUCUGCUUAAACACACUCCUGUCAGACGUUGCAGCGAAAUAUGAAGCCGUACGAGAUGAGAUCAUAGCGACUCAAGUUGACUUUCUUGGAGUGUAG